AUGUCUCUGUCCCGAAGCCCGUCACCUGUCCCAGGUGGGGGGUGGUCGAGUCCCGGCUUGAAUAUCAACAGCGGCCGCUCAAGUCCUUCCAAUGCCGCUGGCAGCUCCUGGGAAUCCGCCAAGAUGAGGAAGCAAGGAGGUGCCAACGGCUACCCGUCCUUCUCGACGCAGAACCAGGGCUUCUUCACCCGACACAUGCGCCGCAUAUCCAGUAGUCUGCCACGAUUCAAUUCUGGCCCGGGCAAUACCUAUGCCGAGAGGGAAAAGUAUGAACGAGGAGGACACAUCCAGAACGGCGGAAGGAUACGAUCCUUCGCUGCCCGCAUUGGCAGGAGACUCAAGUGGAGGAUUCUUCUUCCACUAGUCAUAUUUUUCACCAUUGUGGUGUAUUAUGGCACCCAUGAGGCACCCGGCUUCGUUCACUGGUGGCGACGGAUUACUCUGGGCGGUGGCGGCGAGAAAUUCGUCAUAAUACUGGCAGCCAACGUCGGCGGAGGUGUCAUGGAAUGGAAGGGCGCUCGAGAAUGGGCCAUUGAACGAGACAGCGUACGCAACAAGCGGAAAUAUGCCACACGAUGGGGCUACGAUCUGGAAAUUGUCGACAUGAAAACCAAGAAGCGGUAUGCCCACGAGUGGCGAGAAAGCUGGGAAAAGGUCGACUUCAUACGGACUGCGAUGCGAAAAUACCCCAAUGCCGAAUGGUUCUGGUGGUUGGAUCUCAACACCUACAUCAUGGAGCCCUCAUACUCUCUUCAGCAUCAUAUGUUUAACCACCUCGAUCGUCAUGUGUACCGCGAUAUCAACGUCUUCAAUCCUCUCAACAUCACCCACCCCCUCACGGAUGAAUAUUUGGAUGCAGAGGAUUGCUCUGGAUUCAACUUGGGCUCCUUUUUCAUUCGACGCAGUGCUUGGACCGAACAACUUUUGGAUAUUUGGUGGGACCCAGUGCUGUAUGAGCAAAAACACAUGGAAUGGGAACACAAGGAACAAGACGCUCUCGAGCAGCUGUACCGUACCCAGCCCUGGAUUCGACAACAUACUGGCUUCUUACCGCAGCGAUUGAUCAACAGCUUCCCUACCGCUGCGUGUGGAGACGAAUCCGGUCUGAACAACACCCGGAUACACUACAACGAAAAAGAUCGCGACUUUGUAGUCAAUAUGGCUGGCUGCGAAUGGGGCCGUGAUUGCUGGGGUGAGAUGUAUCACUACCGGGAGUUCAGCUACUGGCUCAACCGAAACCCUUGGGAGCUCUUCAAGGAGGAGAUUGUGGCCCUCAUCUGGUUCAAACUUACUGGCCAGAGAGUCAAGCUAUAA
Trichoderma breve is the source of this 1314-nucleotide messenger RNA. Its product is annotated as galactosyl transferase GMA12/MNN10 family domain-containing protein. NCBI's taxonomy places the organism in Eukaryota, Fungi, Ascomycota, Sordariomycetes, Hypocreales, Hypocreaceae. Gene Ontology annotation, cellular component: Golgi membrane. Gene Ontology annotation, biological process: protein N-linked glycosylation. Gene Ontology annotation, molecular function: glycosyltransferase activity. The transcript has 4 exons. The coding region runs from base 1 to 1314 and encodes 437 amino acids. The record is from RefSeq and is a predicted model, not a curated record.